Molecule: messenger RNA, 441 nt
Organism: Synchytrium microbalum
Lineage: Eukaryota; Fungi; Chytridiomycota; Chytridiomycetes; Synchytriales; Synchytriaceae
Exons: 4
Coding region: 1-441 (146 amino acids)
Biological process (GO): protein transport; vesicle-mediated transport
Cellular component (GO): intracellular membrane-bounded organelle
Source: RefSeq, a predicted model, not a curated record
AUGCUGGUUGCUCUAAUUAUCGCAAAUGGAUCUAGGGUGAGACUAAAGAGGUUCUGGAAGAAGCUGGACGGCGACCAGUUAUCAGAAGCUCGGUUGCAAGAAAUAUUGAAGUUGGUGUCUUCACGAAAGUCAGAAAUGUCAUCUAUCAUGGACUUUGAAGAACUCAUUGUCAUUCACAGGAAAUUUGCGUCGCUCAAUUUUAUUGCACUUUGCUUGCCACCAGAGAACGAAUUUGCCGUGCUAGAAUUCCUUCAGUACUUUGUGGAGGCUCUUGCUGCUCAAUUCGAAAGUUUGGCUGAAAUAGACAUAAUGUUUCAACUUGACAAGGUCUACAUGUUGCUGGACGAAUUGGUGUCAAAUGGAAGUAUCGUCCAAACCUCCAAAGUCGGUGCAAUUCAAGCUGUUUCUCUUAUAGAAAGAGGUGGACCUGUCGUCAAGUGA